CCUCGCGCUAGCGUCUACGUCACGCGGGGAGUGCGCUACCUGUCUUGCGCGUCCGGCACCACUUCCGGGCACUGGCGCGGCGUGACGUCAGGAGGAGGGCAGAUUGGCCACGUUGAGGGUGAGGACCAGUAGGCAGCUCCCAAGAUGGGUGAAAGGAAAGGUGUAAACAAGUACUACCCUCCCGACUUCAACCCUGAAAAGCAUGGCUCGCUCAACCGAUACCACAAGAGCCACCCGCUCCGGGAGCGGGCUCGGAAGCUGUCCCAGGGCAUUCUCAUCAUCAGAUUCGAGAUGCCGUAUAACAUCUGGUGUGAUGGCUGCAAGAACCACAUUGGCAUGGGUGUUCGUUACAACGCGGAAAAGAAGAAGGUUGGCAAUUACUACACGACCCCUGUCUACAGAUUCCGGAUGAAAUGCCACCUCUGCGUCAACUACAUCGAGAUGCAGACGGACCCUGCCAACUGUGACUAUGUGAUCGUGAGUGGUGCCCAGCGCAAGGAGGAGCGCUGGGACAUGGAGGACAAUGAGCAGGUGCUGACGACAGAGCAUGAGAAGAAGCAGAAGCUGGAGACAGAUGCCAUGUUCCGUCUGGAGCACGGGGAGGCCGACCGGAGCACACUCAAGAAGGCCCUCCCCACCCUGAGCCACAUCCAGGAGGCCCAGAGCGCCUGGAAGGAUGACUUCGCCCUCAACAGCAUGCUGCGGAAGAGGUUCCGGGAAAAGAAGAAAGCGCUGCAGGAGGAGGAGGAGAGGGACCAGGCACUGCAGGCCAAGGCGAGCCUGGCCAUCCCCCUGGUGCCUGAGACGGAGGAUGACCGCAGGCUGGCCGCCUUGCUCAAGUUCCACACGCUGGACUCAUAUGAGGACAAGCAGAAACUCAAGCGGACAGAGAUCAUCAGCCGCUCCUGGUUCCCCUCGACCUCGGGGCCCAGCAACUGCAGCAAAGCGGGCAGCGUCCUGAAGAAGCUGGCCCAGAACCGGAAGUCUGCACCCGCUGGCUCCCCCAUCACUGUGGGGGGGCUGGGCAUUGUGCGAAGGCAGUCCCGGGAGACCUCGGAGAGCCCACAGCAUGUCGCCAAGACCUCCAAGUCUGGGAAGCUACAGGGGUCAGAGGGCACCACCCAGGACUUGCCCGCAUCCCCCCAAGACUGCUCUCAGGAGACAGCCAAGACCCCCAAGACAAAGGAACCUCAAGGGCAGAAUGGGGGCUGUCAGGACAGGCCUCGGUCCUCACCAGGCACCUCCCAAGAGGCAGCCGACCCCCAGGACACACCACGCCCCUGCACCCUCAACUCUUCCCUCGUGGCUGACUACUCAGACUCGGAGAGUGAGUGAUUUCGGGGACUGGACCCCCUCUGGAGGCUGAGGCAUUCCCAGGAGAUCCCUCAGAGACUGCAGCCUCACUGGACCACCAGCCUCCGAGACCUCAAACAUCACCCCUUCCUCAGACCUCGCCUUCCUAGUGAUGGAAUUAUUUAUUUGGUCCCGAAGAGAGGGAGAGGGUGUGUGUGCCUUGUAGGACAUCCCCUCCCCGCAGACUUAUUAAAGCUCUGCUUCUUUG
This is a messenger RNA of Pipistrellus kuhlii (Kuhl's pipistrelle), 1561 nucleotides long. RefSeq names its product YJU2 splicing factor homolog B (gene YJU2B). Lineage: Eukaryota; Metazoa; Chordata; Mammalia; Chiroptera; Vespertilionidae. Gene Ontology annotation, biological process: mRNA splicing, via spliceosome. The record is from RefSeq and is a predicted model, not a curated record. The transcript is spliced from 10 exons. Gene Ontology annotation, cellular component: post-mRNA release spliceosomal complex; U2-type spliceosomal complex. The coding region runs from base 145 to 1335 and encodes 396 amino acids.